Molecule: messenger RNA, 2484 nt
Organism: Pangasianodon hypophthalmus (striped catfish)
Lineage: Eukaryota; Metazoa; Chordata; Actinopteri; Siluriformes; Pangasiidae
Gene: elp4
Product: elongator acetyltransferase complex subunit 4
Exons: 10
Coding region: 1-1173 (390 amino acids)
Biological process (GO): tRNA wobble uridine modification
Cellular component (GO): transcription elongation factor complex; cytoplasm; elongator holoenzyme complex
Source: RefSeq, a predicted model, not a curated record
AUGGCGGCGCCCAUGGAGAGCGCGACUAAAGGGAUUCGUUUAUCGGGAAGCGCUACCAGUUUUCAGAAAAAAUCGCGCAGUAAAUUGAUUCAGAUUCCUGGUACUAAACCGUCCGUUCAUACCGGGCAGCUCAUCAUCUCUACCGGUGUACCGUCACUGGACUGCGCUCUCGGAGGAGGACUGGCAGUGGGAAGCCUGCUGCUUAUUGAAGAGGAUGAGUCUGACAGUUACUCACAUGCAUUGCUGCAAUAUUUCCUGGCAGAAGGGGUGAUGAGUGGACACGAACUCUUCGUUGCUUCUGCUCAAGAUCACCCUGAUGACAUCGUAAAGGAUCUUCCAUCUCCACUUCAGGAUGAAGAUCCAGAGUUUAAAACCGUAUCAUCAUCAAAUCUGGAUCAGCAAGAUGCCAUGAAAAUUGCCUGGCGCUACCAGAACCUUCCUAAGGUCCAGACUGUGUUGUCCUCUUCAUCCCGGUUUGGUCAUUAUUAUGACCUCUCCAAACAUAUGGAGCAAGAUCUUCUACAAAAUGCCAAGAUUCACACUUUCUACCUGCAUGAAGAGCAAACAGCACCUACACAUCUCAGUGGUGUUCUUGGCCCCUACUCUGUGUUACUGCAGUCUAUCCAGUUGUUAAUCAAACAAAAUGGCUUUGAUGGCUCAAACUCACAGGUGAAGACUUGUAAUGUGCUACGACUUGCUCUUCACUCUCUGGGGUCAGCACUAUGGGGUGAUAAUGUGUGUGUUAGCCCUGCCCACAAUCACACCAUGUUGACCUUUCUCUAUGCCCUCCGAGCCCUCCUGCGCUCCUCCCUUUCUGUUGCUAUGGUGACAGUACCCACUCACCUCAUCAGGAAUAAAUUAAUAAGAGGGAGGAUGAUCAGACUGUGUGAUACAGCUAUUGCUUUGCAAUCGUUCUCAGAUGCAGAGAGAAACAACAACCCACUUUAUAAGGACUACCAUGGUCUCCUGCAUGUUAUCCAAGUUCCUCGGUUGAACUGUUUGGGGUGUGAAGUUCCAGAUACAAAGGACCUCGCAUUCAGACUGAAGAGGAAACAGUUCACCAUCGAGAGGAUGUAUUUGCCCCCUGAUCUCUCUGACUCAGUAAGUCGGGUCAGCAAAGUACAGCGUACGCCAGUUUGUACUUCUGAUGGAAACAAACACCUGGACUUCUAGAGUGCACCCAUCCCCUUUCAUGUUAAUGUCUAUCCCUUCCCAUUGAAUAAAAUAAAAGUUGUUACUCAAAAGGACCAAAUGUUGUGAUAUUUUAAUCUUAAUUACUGUUGAUAGUGUUGAUAUUACUGUUGACCUGUGACAUGAUAGAGAGAGAGUAGUGCUUGUAACCCUGUCAUUUUUGUUAGGAUUAUUAGGGAUCCAAUCACCGAACCCAAGAACACCAAAGGGAGUGCAUUGGUACAUUGACCAUUGGCCAUUGUCUCCUAUACUGCACUGUUUUAAACGUCUUGGACUUGUUUGUAAGGUUGUAGCUGCAUCACUUAAUUCUUUCCAGCCAGUCCAUCCUGUUACGUCCCUGGACGUAAGUUAUUCUUUUUUUAAUUUUAUUUUAUUUGCAUUUGUAUGUGUCUUAUAUGUUGUACUGCGUGCUACAGAUUGUGCGCAGUCUGCAUCUCUCUCUCUCUCUCUCUCUCUCUCUCGCUCUCGCUCUCUCCAGAGGGUGGAGUAUAUUGUGGCAGUCCAGUGUGUGCUGCAGAGAGAGACACUCUUCUCCCCUGCUCCAGACUGAAUUUAGUAGUUUCAGGAUUAUAGUUGCUAACCUGAGUUUGAGUUGUGAAUUAGCAGUGGCUAAUAGUGCUACAGUUGUGAACUGUGUCAGGAGGUAGUGCUUGUUCUGCUUAUUUAAGAUAAGUACAAGAUCAUGUUCUUUUGAAUUCUGUUCUUGGUAUUUUGCUGAGAGUAAAAAAAAGGGAAGCUGUAGGGGGAGAGUGCCUUUUUCUUUAGAUACUACGUUCAUCCCUGUUUUUGGUUCAGUUAGGGAGUUGAGGGAAGAUUUAUGCUGUUUAUUUCUCUUUUCUUUUGGGUGUUUGAGGUAAGUUAGUUAGAGAACUGCUUGUGUGUGUUAUUUUAGGCCUGGCUCUCUCCUGAGCCAUUGCUCCCUAUCUCCUUAUGUUAAACUUAUUGUCCUUUUUUUUUUUUUUUUUUUUUUUUUUUUUGUAAAUAAAUCUCCACUUUUGUAUAUGUCGGAAUUGGUGUCAUCUUCACUCUGGGACAGAGGACUGAAGUGUGUUCUUGCCGUUUCUUUUAAUUUUAUGCCUUUUCAUUUGUUACUUCCCCUCACAAUCCCCUAGACAGGAGGGGAACGUAACAAUCCAUCCAUGACAUCAUUCACAUUUUCUCUUAUUAGAAGCAGAAACCUAAUUAUAGCAACUUGACUCUGAUUAAAUGUAGUAUCUGCUCUUUUCUUUUUAAUGUAUUGUGGUUCUUCAAUAUCAUGAUGUCAUGAUUGCUAAUAAUAAAAUAAUAAUUAUC